AUGGAGGACGUGCUAGACCUGGACGAGGAGCGGCUUCGCGGCUCGUCCACCUCCGGGGCCAAGAUGGGUCGCCGAGCUCAACCAGAGUCAGCUCAGACUGAGAAGCCGCUCAAUGACAAGAGUGCCUCUUUGACUCUGACUGGAGAGGCGCCUCCCCCUAAGCCACCCCGUCGGCAGGGAGGCUGGGCAGAUGAUUCCAUGAAGACUUCAAAGUUUGGAAGGAAGGCUUCUGAAGAAAUAGAAGAUCACCGCCUCAGACAGCACAGUCUGGAUGGAUCAGAUGAUGGAGGAGACAUUCCUGUUAUUCCGGACCUGGAGGAAGUACAGGAAGAAGACUUCGUUUUGCAGGUGGCAGCCCCUCCCAGCAUUCAGGUCAACCGGGUGAUGACCUACCGUGACCUAGACAAUGACCUCAUGAAGUACUCGGCCUUCCAGACCUUGGAUGGAGAGAUCGACCUGAAGCUGCUCACCAAAGUCCUUGCACCGGAGCACGACGUUCGAGAGGAUGAUGUCAGCUGGGACUGGGACCAUCUGUAUACGGAGGUGUCCUCAGAGCUCCUCAUGGAAUGGGACCAGCUGCAGAUGGAGAAGGAGGAGGCUGUGGGGCAGCCCAGGCACCCCUGA
Chrysochloris asiatica (Cape golden mole) is the source of this 624-nucleotide messenger RNA. RefSeq names its product intraflagellar transport 43 homolog (Chlamydomonas) (gene IFT43). Gene Ontology annotation, cellular component: cilium; intraciliary transport particle A. The record is from RefSeq and is a predicted model, not a curated record. The transcript is spliced from 9 exons. NCBI's taxonomy places the organism in Eukaryota, Metazoa, Chordata, Mammalia, Afrosoricida, Chrysochloridae. Gene Ontology annotation, biological process: intraciliary retrograde transport. Bases 1 to 624 code for a protein of 207 amino acids.